Corylus avellana is the source of this 690-nucleotide messenger RNA. Lineage: Eukaryota; Viridiplantae; Streptophyta; Magnoliopsida; Fagales; Betulaceae. The record is from RefSeq and is a predicted model, not a curated record.
AUGAUUCCCCAAUGGUUUGCCAAAGUUGACUCAAGGACAGGGACACCCAUCAACGCCACGAUUGUCAUGCUCGUCGCCACUGCAGUGGUUGCCUUCUUCACAAAGCUCGAGAUUCUCGCCAACCUCCUCUCAGUCUCCACGCUAUUUAUCUUCAUGCUCGUGGCUGCCGCACUUCUCGUGCGCCGCUACUACGUCAGCGGAGUGACGACAAUGGCGAACCGCGUCAAGCUCAUCGUGUGUCUGUGUCUUAUAAUUGGUUCUUCCGUUGGAAUUGCUGCCUAUUGGGGCAAAAGUGACCGUUGGAUUGGGUACACAAUAACUUUGCCCAUUUGGCUCAUUGGCACCGUUGGCCUUUGGAUUUUGGUUCCACAUGCAAGGAAUCCAAAGCUUUGGGGAGUGCCGUUGGUUCCGUGGCUGCCAUCAACGUCGAUUGCCAUCAAUAUUUUUCUCCUUGGGUCGAUAGAUAAAGCGUCUUUCAAAAGGUUUGGGAUAUGGAGUGCGCUUAUCUUGCUUUACUAUUUGUUUUUCGGGUUGCAUUUGUCGUACGACAAGGCGAAGGGGUCUGGGGAGAAGAGGGUGGAUGAUGGCGUGCAGUUGAAGGUGGUGGAAGAAGGGGCUGACACUUCAGCUGUUGCUUCUGGUUCAGCUGGUAUGAACGUUGGCAAUGCUUCUAAAAAUGGUGGCAGUUAA